Molecule: messenger RNA, 1660 nt
Organism: Centropristis striata (black sea bass)
Lineage: Eukaryota; Metazoa; Chordata; Actinopteri; Perciformes; Serranidae
Gene: prlrb
Product: prolactin receptor b
Exons: 8
Coding region: 1-1479 (492 amino acids)
Biological process (GO): cytokine-mediated signaling pathway
Cellular component (GO): external side of plasma membrane
Molecular function (GO): cytokine receptor activity; protein binding
Source: RefSeq, a predicted model, not a curated record
AUGAGGGGAGAUCUUGGGGUGUUGAUGCUGUUGCUGUUGUCUGCAGCUGUAGAGUCCAACGGCUCGUCUCCACCAGGGAAACCCGUCCUGCUGGGCUGCAGGUCCCCAGACAAGGAGACGUUUAGCUGCUGGUGGGAGCCGGGCCCCGACGGAGGGCUGCCCACCACACACCGCCUCUACUACGAGACGGAAAGAUUGGAGGGAACCAACGAGUGUCCGGACUAUUGGUCGGCGGGGAGGAACUCCUGUUUCUUUAACAAGACGCACACGUCCAUCUGGGUGGACUACUUCCUGACAGUGACGGCCUCCAACGCCCUCGGGAACGCCACCUCAGACCUCUUUAAGAUGGACGUGAUGGAUGUCGUGAAGCCCGAUCCUCCUGAAAACGUGACGCUGCUGGUGGAGGAGCGAGAGGACAGUCCGAGUCUUCACGUCAGAUGGAAGCCUCCCUCCAACACGGACACCAAGUCCGGCUGGGUCACCAUUAAAUAUGAACUCAGAGUGGAAAAAGAAAACAGCAACAAGUGGAAGGAGUACAAGUCAGGUACACAAACUCAUUUCAGCCUGUACAGCGUCAGUCCCGGGGCGGUGUACACGGUGCAGCUGCGCUGCAGACUCGACCACAGCGAGUGGAGCGAGUGGAGCAACACCACCAGUGUCAAAGUCCCCAACUAUCUUCAGAAUGAGACUGCAUCGUGGAUUUUGGUUUAUAUCCUCUCUGCAGUUCCUUUCAUAACAGCAGUGUGUAUUUUGGUCAUCAAGAGGAAAUCUGUGAAGCACUUUGUUCUGCCUCCUGUUCCAGGUCCAAAGAUAAAAGGAGUUGAUGCCCAACUUCUCAAGAACAGGGGAUCAGAAAACAUCGACAAUGCACUGAUCAUCAACCAGGGUUUUCCUCCUAUGGUGGCCUGGAAGGACCAGAUGGAGGAGUACCUGAUUGUGACCGACAGUGACGACGGGUUUUCCUCCAAACCUCAAAAAAGGAAGAAAAGCUUGAUUGUUAUUCCCGCUGGCUUCUAUUUAGACUCAGACAUGUGCUGUAAGGAGUCAAUGCCCGGUGGGAAUGACUGGGAAAAGGAAGAGGAAAGAGAGAAUGAACUAGAAAACGCCAUCGAACCCUCCACAAACAGCAGUUAUGUGGAUAUUCAGAGACAUGUGGGAAACCAGGUGGACUACAGCAGAGUGAAAGACAUGAACGUUGGCGCUGUCCUCGUCCUCGUGGAAGAAAACGUCCCAUUUAAGGGCUCCGGCUACAUGGAGUUUCAGAGACAGGAGACCAUAGCAGAGGACUACAGCAUGGUGAAAGAAGUGGGUAGUGACAAUGUGGUCUUACUGCAGAAACAAAAUGUCGAGGCGUCCUGCAGAGAGAAGGGAGACCACUACACAGACUGUGUCCUUCAGAAGCAAAGAAAACCUCAUGUGUGCCCAGAACUCACUGAUGGUGGAUAUGUAGACACAAUCCCUGCACCUCCUUUAAUGUAGGUGGUUUUACUUGGAUAUCUGAAUACAAAUGACAGGAUUACUGCUUAUAUUUAAAGAAAAAGGCUGCAGAUGUUCUGUAUUUUUAUUACCUCUGCCAGAGAGGUCAAGUUUUUGGUUCGUUCUGUCCGUUUGUCUGCAGGAUUACAGAAAAAAAAACUACUUGAAUGAUUUUCAUGAAACU